This is a messenger RNA of Tympanuchus pallidicinctus (lesser prairie-chicken), 2359 nucleotides long. It is a transcript of the gene ASF1A, whose product is annotated as anti-silencing function 1A histone chaperone. Gene Ontology annotation, cellular component: nucleus. NCBI's taxonomy places the organism in Eukaryota, Metazoa, Chordata, Aves, Galliformes, Phasianidae. Gene Ontology annotation, biological process: DNA replication-dependent chromatin assembly. The transcript has 4 exons. The coding region runs from base 325 to 939 and encodes 204 amino acids. The record is from RefSeq and is a predicted model, not a curated record. Gene Ontology annotation, molecular function: histone binding.
AGGAGCCUGUCUUGCCGCCGCUCGGCGGUCGGCUCGGCUCCGCUCGGCUCGGGGAGGAGGGCCCUAGCCCAGCGCGCGGCCAAUCCGGGCGGCCGCUGGCGGCGAGCAGGGCAGAAUGGGCCGUAGUUGAGUGAAAUAGGAAAGCUGCGAACAGUGUGGAGUGCUCCCGGUGUAAAUAAAAGGGGGGAAGAAAAGUUUCCCCGAGUCGCGGCUCUGCAGCCUCGCUCCGACGGGGGCGCGGGGCUUCGUGCGCGGCGGAGAUCACCGCUCGGGACUUUGCCGUGCGGCGUUCACGCGCUCCUCCUAUUGUGUUUUUUUCAAAAUAUGGCAAAGGUUCAGGUGAACAAUGUAGUGGUGUUGGACAACCCUUCUCCUUUCUACAACCCUUUCCAGUUCGAAAUCACAUUUGAGUGCAUAGAGGACCUGUCGGAAGAUUUGGAAUGGAAGAUAAUUUAUGUGGGUUCAGCUGAAAGUGAGGAGUAUGACCAAGUAUUAGACUCUGUUUUAGUAGGACCUGUUCCUGCAGGCAGACACAUGUUUGUAUUUCAGGCUGAUGCUCCUAACCCAGGGCUUAUUCCAGAUGCAGAUGCAGUAGGUGUAACAGUAGUGCUAAUUACAUGCACAUAUCGAGGUCAAGAAUUUAUUAGAGUAGGCUACUAUGUAAACAACGAAUAUACUGAAACAGAACUGAGAGAGAAUCCACCAGUAAAACCAGACUUUUCUAAGCUUCAAAGGAAUAUUUUGGCGUCUAAUCCCAGAGUCACAAGAUUCCACAUUAACUGGGAGGACAACACUGAAAAACUGGAAGAUGCAGAGAGCAGUAACCCAAAUCUACAGUCGCUGCUUUCUACAGAUGCAUUACCUUCAGCAUCAAAAGGAUGGUCAACAUCAGAAAAUUCAUUAAAUGUUAUGUUAGAAUCUCAUAUGGACUGCAUGUGACUAACCACCAUCGUUUUGGUACUGUACAUGUAUUAAACUGUAAAAACAACCAGAACUAUUUCCCUCGGUUUCCCUAAGUAUAUAGUUGACAAGCAAUGUGAAGAACUUGUUUUAAAACAUCCUGUAGAAAAGUUUAUAAAAAACAACAAAAAAAAAAAAACCAAAAAACAGUAUUUGAGCAAAUGGUGGAAUAUAAAUACAACUAUUUUUAAGUAAUUGCUUUUUUUUCUCUAACUUGUUACUUUGUUGGUCUAAAUUGAACCUUAUUAAAGUAUGCCUAUUCUUCUCCCCUCCCCCUUUACUUUGUAAGCACUGAUGAAAGCAAAAAACCCUGGAAGUUGAAAUAGUCAGGCAAAAUGAAGCAAUAAUGCUAUGCUGUGUCCUUGUCUCUGAUACCCAGAUUGCCAAAUAUAAAGUGCCCUUUAAUUAAACACCUGAAGAGCAAAGCUGUUAUUAGAGAAAGUACAAAGACAAGUGUUUGCUGUUUUAAAAAAAAAAAAAAAAAAAGCCCCCAACUAUCCUCUCUCUUUCUGUGGAAGUGGACAGCACAGUAUAAUUCUAGGUGCAAGCUUCUUUUCAUUUCCAGACACACACUAGUUAAAGCAUGCAAUUUGAGAUAUACCAUCUGUUAUCUUCAGUUUUAGAACUUUUCUUAAUCUCCUGCUGCUAUUUAAACUGUUUUUUUGACAACAAUGUUUCAUAUGGAUUUAGGUGGGUAUUUCAUGAGAAAACCCUUUUGCAGCCACUGAAUGGUAUACAUAGGUGGUUGGAAAGACUCAAGCAAUUAUUAGAAAAUUUAAUUGUCAAAAGGAAUGGCAUGAGCACCCCCCAGAAAUGGCUCUUCUGCAAGAUCGUUAUGCACAGUUGCUGGUUCAUACAUUGAUUUUUUCAAGUAGGCUACAUUUUUUUUUAUUUUAACUUAUAGUAGCGAGUUCAGAUGUUUUCUUUCAGUUUUUUGAAAGAUCUGGAAUUUAAAAUAUUUCAGUUUUUUGUUGCCCUUUAAGGGAAAAUGAUGCACUGGUAUAAAUUAAGAUUCAGACCCUUUUGUGGCAGGCACUUCAUACUCAAGAAUGCACUGCCUAUCCUGAAGGUGUUGCAGUGACACAUUCCUUAUUACCUGAGGCACCCUUGAAGAUAAAAAAGAAUGAGGCAGUGAACUGUAAAGACUUAAGACACUGUUAUGACACUAACAAUUCAGUUAUUCUUUCUAAUCCUUGUCAGCAUUAUAGGUUUACUGUGACUAUAAUAUGCAUUUAAAAUUGUAAUCUGUCAUGUCAGAUUACAGAAAUAGUGUUCUGCUGGUUACUAGUAACCACACAAACUGUGAAUAAUCCUUGUAGGUUCCAGGCCCUUAAAAUGGAUGAAUUUCAUGAUGACUUGGCAGAAUAGCUCUGAAUAAAAAUAGAAUGCUUUCUCUUCA